AUGAAGUCUGCGGGUGGCUCCAAGAAAUCUCAUCCUCCAGACUGUCACCAUGGAAAGAUCGUAUUGCGGGUAGAAGAGUGGUGGGGCUGUUCUUACCGCAAUUGCACAGAACCAGAACCUGAUGCAGAAAGAGCAGAAGCCAGAGCUGGUGCAACGCGGGUGGUGAUGGUAGCGGGAGAAGUUAUGAUAGACGGCAUUGAGAAUAGAAGUGGUGGACAAAGGUUGAAUAGCAGAUCAUAUGACUUGAGGCAGAGAAAGUACAAGAUGUUAAUCACGGGAGAAGCUAUUAUGGACGACAUUGGGAAUAGAGGUGAAGGAUAG
Botrytis porri is the source of this 321-nucleotide messenger RNA. RefSeq lists its product as uncharacterized. The transcript has 2 exons. The coding region runs from base 1 to 321 and encodes 106 amino acids. The record is from RefSeq and is a predicted model, not a curated record. Lineage: Eukaryota; Fungi; Ascomycota; Leotiomycetes; Helotiales; Sclerotiniaceae.